Astyanax mexicanus (Mexican tetra) is the source of this 3249-nucleotide messenger RNA. RefSeq names its product kinesin light chain 3 (gene klc3). The record is from RefSeq and is a predicted model, not a curated record. The coding region runs from base 360 to 1901 and encodes 513 amino acids. Gene Ontology annotation, cellular component: kinesin complex; membrane-bounded organelle; cytoplasm. The transcript is spliced from 14 exons. Gene Ontology annotation, biological process: axo-dendritic transport. Lineage: Eukaryota; Metazoa; Chordata; Actinopteri; Characiformes; Acestrorhamphidae. Gene Ontology annotation, molecular function: kinesin binding.
CCUCAGGGCGCGGUGCAUGCUGGGCAGGAGCGGGUCAGGUAGAGUGCGCGCGGUGUGGAGGUGAGUGAUGAACGCACCUGUUUACAGCCUCGCGCUGAUACCGCCGCUGUCUCCUCCGGGAGCGGGGGAGGCGUGAGGCGUGAGGAGGCCGCGGGGCUGAGCUGCUUAGCGCCGGGUGGACCGGCUGUCCUCUCCCCGGAGCGUCGCCAUCACUUGUUGGGAGCGUGUUUAUCAGGCUGCUGAGAGGCCGAGUGUGAUAUUUUAAGCUGCUGCACUCUGACUGACAGACGACUUACCUCCCAUAGAUCAGGAGAGAGUCAGUCUUCUUCUGGCUGUUCGAGAGUUUAACAGUAGGAGCCAUGCUUUCGGCAGAGGAGAUCUUAUGCAGCACGCGGCAGGUGAUCGCGGGGCUGGAGGCUCUGCGGGCAGAGAACCGCACGCUGCUGGACAGCCUGCAGGAACAGCUACAGAGCCGGCCGGCCGGCGAGAGCGGCAGCCUGGAGCAGGAGAAGACCGGCAUUGUCUUACAGUCUCUAGAGAAGAUUGAACUGGGUCUGGGUGAAGCACAGAUGAUGAUGGCUCUAUCAGCACACCUGGGCUCUCUGGAGGCAGAGAAGCAGAAGCUACGUGCUCAAGUUCGAAGACUGUGCCAGGAGAACCAGUGGCUGCGGGAUGAGCUGUCUGCAGCACAGCAGAAGCUACAGGAGCGAGAGCAGGAGGUGGUUACACUGGAGGAACAAAACAGACACCUGCAGUUUAUGAGCAGCAUCCGCAAAUACGACCAGGAUGAGCCUCAGCUGGAGGAUAAAGACAGUUCUUCAGCCAAGGAGUCGCUCGAUGAUCUCUUUCCCACUGAUGAAGAGGAGCAAACACAAAUUUCUCAGCCUCACAGCAGUGCUGUUGCUGCAGCCCAGCAGGGAGGCUAUGAGAUCCCCGCCAGGCUGAGAACCCUCCACAACCUGGUGAUCCAGUACGCCUCCCAGGGCCGCUAUGAGGUGGCUGUGCCGCUCUGCAAACAAGCUCUGGAGGACCUGGAGAAAUCUUCUGGACACAGCCACCCGGACGUGGCCACCAUGCUCAACAUCCUGGCACUUGUAUACAGGGACCAGAAUAAAUAUAAAGAAGCUGCCAGCCUCCUGAAUGAUGCACUGGCAAUACGUGAGAAGACACUUGGCUUGGACCACCCAGCAGUGGCAGCUACCCUGAAUAACCUGGCCGUGCUCUAUGGCAAAAGAGGGAAAUAUAAAGAAGCAGAGCCGCUCUGCAAGAGAGCACUGGAAAUCAGGGAAAAGGUGUUGGGAACAGACCACCCUGAUGUGGCCAAGCAGCUCAAUAACCUGGCUCUACUGUGCCAGAACCAGGGAAAGUACCAGGAGGUGGAGGAGUACUACGAGAGAGCACUGCACAUUUACCAGAGUCGCCUUGGUCCAGACGACGCCAAUGUCGCCAAGACCAAAAAUAACCUGGCUUCAUGCUACCUCAAGCAGGGAAAAUACAGACAAGCUGAAGCUCUGUAUAAAGAGAUCCUGACUCGUGCUCAUGAGAAGGAGUUUGGAUCAGUGGAAGGAGAUGGGCGGCCAGUCUGGGUACAUCCAGAAGAGGGGAGCUCUAGACAGGACAGUCUGGGUAGUCUGAAGCGCAGUGGAUCUUUCACAAAGCUUCGGGAGUCCAUAAGGCGGAGCAGUGAAAAGCUGGUCAGGAAGCUGAAAGGAGUUGGAACACCAGAAACAACCCCUCGGACUCCUGGAAUGAAAAGGGCAAAUUCCCUCAAUGUGCUGAAUGUGGGAGUGAGGGAGAGUCAGGAGGCUGCAAAGAACCUCAACAGGCUGACAGAUAGUCGCGCUCUCAGCUCCAGCACGCAGAGUCUGGCCCGGAGAAACUCUUUAAGUGGAGAUGGCUAACCUUACCAACACGUCUUUACAGCACCACCAGGUUCUCGAUAAAUACCAUUCCUCUGGUCUAAUUUUCCUAUGGACCACGUUUCAGAGCACAAUUAGCAAUAUGGUUCUUUUAGUUAGUUUUUAGCUUUUCUGUCUGUUUGUGUCAGACAAAACAACUAAGACUGUGUUCAGAAUGCAGGCAAUUUGGAUUUCUCAAAUCAGAUCUGUUGAGAUUACUGUUUCCACAUUGUUACUUGCAAGUUUUCAGAUCGGAUUUGCAUGUCCGUGUAUUACAAACCUAUGUUUGUUUUUGUGACAAUAAGGUUGAAUUUCCAAAAAUCUGAUUUAAUGUGGUUUCUGGUUGUCCAUCUGGAUACAAUGAAGAUAUGCUAAAAAUGAAAUUUGUGCUGAUAGUCUGAACAUAGCCUAAGUUUUUUUUUUUUUUUUUUUUUUUUUUUAGUUAAAGGAAUCUACUGGUACAUACCAGUACCUCCAGUAACUGUUCUAGGGCCAGUUUAGGCUUCGAGUUAUGAUCCUAAAAGCUUGUUGUACUAGGAGUCUUAAUACAUGCAGUUAGGAUCUGACAUUUCACUUGCACCUAGUUGUUACAGAUUUGUAAAUUAUUGCACUAGUUAUUUAUAUAUAAAAGCAUAUUAUGCACACUACAGACUACAUUAUUCCAAAUCUUCUACAUGAAGAAAAAAAAAAAACUGAGAUGUAGUACUCUACUCGUGCCUGUAAAGAAGGGGACUUAUUCAUUUUCAUAUGCAUUACACUAAUAUAGUUUGUUUACUUAGCAUUGUUAAUUUAACUUUGUUCCAUUAUUCUUUAUCCUUAAUGAGUGGCUAGGUUAAUUUGCAUGUCUGAUCCAGGACGUUCAGAGUUCAAAGCUCAACAGAUGCCUUUUUGGCUACUUAUUCUUACCAGGUGCGCAGCCAAAAGGGCACUUUUUUUUGCACUCUACAGGGGACUAGAGUGAUGCUUUUUUUAACCAUGGGAGCACUGGAGGGGGUGAUUGUCCCCCUUUGCCUCCAAUGACUCUUGUGGUUGUGCGCCCUCUACUGGGCAAGAUGUGUUUUGUUUUUAUCAUAAAAGAGACUAAAAUGGCUACAAGCACAUUUGAUCAUAUAUAGGUUCUGUCAGCAGUCAGAAUAUUGUCACUUAUUAGAUUUUUUAUCUAUAGAACUGUUACUCAACUGUAACUUAGUUUCAGCAAGUUUUUUUUGUUCUGUAAAUGUUACAUUUUGGAGGCAGAAGACGUGAGUGUACAUGUAUAUACACAAUAUUCUCAAGUGUCUAACCUGACUAAUGUCUGAUAAAAUGGGUACAUAUUAAGAAGUAAAAUAAAAUAAACUUUUUUUUGUAGAAA